AUGGCUCAACAAGAUAACAACACUGGGUACCCCAUCUACCUCUACACCACGCCCACAUUAAAUCAAAACCACUUCUAUAAGAGAACAGUCGACAUCAUUGGACAUUGGGCCAUAUGUAUUAAUGGAUACUGCUACGAACUCACCAGGGUGACUCCGUCCGAGAGACAAAACUUAGGUAUUCAAGGACAGUACCAGAUACGAUCUCUGACGGAGCAAGAUUGGAAGAAGAAGAAGCGUGGCGAAGAAAGACGCAUCAAGGAACGGGAGCCUGUUGGCUACACCUCCAGGCCGUGGUCUCACGAAACGAUCAAGCGUAUUGCCGAUCUAAUCUGGAAGGGUCCUCUCCAGGGGACAUACGUCUACGACAGAAACAACUGCCAAGUCUUUGUCCGUCUUCUGGUUGAGCUUGUGGGAAACAGGCAAGUUAUGGUUAAAUUCCCAGCGUUCUUCAACGAGAAGGUCAAAGAGGCUGGCAUCGCCCGAGAUAUGACCUACUUCGCCAUGACAGGUUUUGUUAUUGGCGGUGGUUCAAUGGCUGCGGGUAUGAGUCUGUUGGUGACACCAGGCGAUCCGACUGGAAUCAUGGGCGCGUGUGCUGUUGCUGCAGGCGGCGCGGCCCUUCAUGCCACGAAAGAAGUAUGGGAGUCUCGAAUCAACAAAGAUAAUUUUAUUUGGGCUGCUCAACAGAACUUGAGAGCAGAGCUCAUGCGCGAGGGGACUCUUUGGUGA
This is a messenger RNA of Fusarium sp. VM40, 729 nucleotides long. The record is from the annotation of a GenBank genome assembly. NCBI's taxonomy places the organism in Eukaryota, Fungi, Ascomycota, Sordariomycetes, Hypocreales, Nectriaceae.